Molecule: messenger RNA, 3564 nt
Organism: Dipodomys ordii (Ord's kangaroo rat)
Lineage: Eukaryota; Metazoa; Chordata; Mammalia; Rodentia; Heteromyidae
Product: KIAA0754 ortholog
Exons: 1
Coding region: 1-3564 (1187 amino acids)
Source: RefSeq, a predicted model, not a curated record
AUGGGUAAACCAUUGAGCAGGCCAGACUGUUUAAGGAGGAACCCUACCUGCCUGGGGAAGGGGGAGGAUGAGGAUGGCUAUAUAGAGGAUUGCUAUGUUCCACAGCGAUCUAUAUAUGAUACAAUGAGGAUAAAUGAACAGAUUGAUCAGGGGUCAAAGCUUAAUCAGACUUCAAAAAGCACCAUGGAAAAGAUGGAAGGUAGUACCAUAUCUAGUAAUGGUACAUUAGGAGCAGCAUCGAAUGUUUUUGAAUCUAGAGCACCAGAAGGCAAAAAGCUGGAUGAGAGAAUAAUAUUUGAUGCCUUAAAACUAAGCAAUGAUGUGCAAAAGUCAGCACCUGUGCCACCCAGAAGGCGGCCUAAUGCAGAACGCAAAGACAAUGUUAACAGGAGAUCAUGGAAAUCCUUCAUGCCACCUAAUUUCCCAGAAUUUGCAGAAAGGAUGGAAGCUUCUCUUAGUGAAGUUUCAGAAGCUGGUGCUUCAAAUCCUUCCUUGCAAGAGAAGAAGGAAUCCAGUUCUGCAUUGACAGAAAGCUCUGGUCAUUUGGACCACAGGGAACAACCUCAGUCAGAGUCAGUAACUUUGGAACAUGUGUCCAAAUGCAUGGCUCUUCCAGAAGUGCAAGAUGUGAAAAAUGGAAAUGGAGACUGCCAGGACUUCAGAUUCCAGCAGCACAGUGAGAGCUCUCCACAUGAAUUCCAGCCUUUGGUAUCAGAAGCUGCAUCAGCAAGUGGUAACACAGAUGUAAUGCAGGAAUACAGAUACUCAAGUGCAACCUGGCCCAGGGCCAUGAAAAGUUCUGCUAAGGGAGGUUUCAGUGGGAAGCAGCACCCACUUGGAGACCCAGUCUGUACUGUGGAAAUGCCACCCCUCUCUCCUUGCUUGAGUGAAGAGCUGUUAGAUCCAGCAUUACCCAUUCUCAUAACUGCCAGCCUGAGAGAGAAAACAGAGUCUGAACUGAAGUUUGAGGAGGAUGAGCGGUGGAUCAUGAUGGAGGCUGAGGAGGAAUGGGAGGAAGAGAAACUGUCAGAGACGGGAGGAAAGACUUUUCUAAUGGCAGAUGAGAAGAACAGCCUGGCAGACAUUUUUGAAGAAAGAGAACAAGCAAACACAGUGGCAAUGGUGGAGGCUGGAACUGAUUGCUUAGCUGCUGUCUUGGGGACUUUUGACCAUGUAGCCAUUGAUCAGAUUUCUUGCUCUGAAGACUCACAGCCAGCUGGAGACCAACUGGCUUCCUCUCCCAAGGAUAUACCCCUGGAUUGCAGUUGUGUUUUUGCAGGUGAGGGUUCAGUUGAUGAGAUGAAAACCAGAACUGUUCAGGAGCUAGAAGAUCUUGUCUUAGAAUUAGAAUGUCCUGUUGAUGCAGAGCAGUUCUCUGACACAGAUUCAGUACAGAUGUUUCUUGAACUUGAAAAGGAGUGUUUAUGUGAAGGAGUAACUCCUUCAGAUGAACUACAGAAUGAAGCCUCUUCUGAAGGGCUGGCCUCAUCCCAGAAUGCCGAAAAUACACUUACAAUUAGCCAUUUUUCAGGGGCUGCCUUAGAUAAGGAACAGAACACAGACCUUUUAAAUAUAAAAGUAAAGGACCAUGAUAUUGGAUUGGAUUGCAAAUAUAUUAAUACCCUGGAUUCUUCCCAGGUACCUAAUGCUGUGGAAUUUACUGCCUAUCCUGAUAUAAGGGACAUUUGCAAGGACUGUGAAAAAGUGCCUUUUAACCUUGAGAGUGUAGGGAAAUAUAAGUCUCCAGGUGAUCUGGAAUCACUAGGCGAGUUGGACACAAUAGGAUUUCUGAACUCUGAUCAUAACACUUCUUGUGAAGAAAAAUUAUCUUUUGCUUCUGAGGUGGUCAAAGAAAAUGGCAAUUUGUCCCAAGUAGAAUGCAGUCAAAAUGAGGGGAAUGUGGAAGAGAAUAUUGAGAGGUUCUCCCUUAGUUUUGCAUUUAGAUCUGAACUAAGAGAUGUUACCUCAAGACCUGAAAUAGAGGUGUUGUCAUCUGAUUCAAGUUUAGUAACAGGUGAGAUUCAUUUGGAAAGUGAGAAAGAAGCUAUUGAUAAAGAAAAUAGCAAUGUGAUGUGCUUGGGAAAUGCGGACUCAUGUGUAUUGUCCACAGAAAAAAUUUGUGAUGAGGACAGUGAGGCAAAAGAGCUGGAUUAUCAAGCCAAGCUCUGGAGGAGUGGAGGCUUCCCAGAGCAAAUCUUCCAGGAUCUCCAGAGAAAAUCUUUAGAGGCAGAAGUUCCGGGUUUACACCUGCUGACUGGAGAACUGAGACAUAGAAGAGAUGGAGUGGAAACUAUGAGUGAUAAAAAGCCUGAGCUGGACCUAGCAUCAUCACAGAGAGAGGAAAUGGAAAUGCGAGAUUCAGAUUCAUGCCUGAAUGUUUUCCCAGAGGAACAGGUUACCAAAGCUAGUAAUACUGAGCCAGUUUUAGAGGAAUGGACAUCUAACCAACAGAUACGUGCCCUGACUGUUACAGAGCCCACCCUAGAAGACAUCUCAGUUAUUGCAGUGUCUGCCUCAAAGGGGCCUGCUAUCUCAGCUGCUGCUAUAGAGACCUCAGUGGAGGACAUCCCAGUUGCCUCAGUGGCCACUAUAGACACAUGUAUCCCAGCCACUGAAGUGGUCACCUUAGAAGAGGAAGUUACAGCUGUUCAAAUACUAGCCUCAGAGAGAGCUGCCCCCCUAACUAUUGCAGUGACUGCUCCUGAGGCUCCUCUUCCAGCUGCUGUAGUAUCCUCUCUAGUGAAGACUGCUCUAGCUGCUGCUGCAGCCAUCACUGAGGAGGAUAUGUCAGCUUUUGCAGAGUCUUUCUUAGAGAGGACUACUUCAACGGCUACUGUACCCAUCGCAGGGGAGGAUGACACCCCAGAAGGGCUUGGCACUCUAGCUGCCUCAGGGCCCAUCCCAGAGGAUCCCGACUCUCCAGUUGAUACAGUUUGUGAACCAGAUCCUUCAGGGCCAACUGCCACAGAGGAAACUGCACUGCCAGCUCUUGCAGGGCCCACCACCCCAGAGGAGCUUGUUGCCUCAAAUACUGCAGGGCCCACCACCCCAGAGAAGCCUGCUGCCCUAACUCUCGCAGGGCCUUCUACCCCAGAGAAGCCUAAUGCCUUAGCUGUUGCAGUGCCCUCCCCAGAGGAGCUGUUUACAGAGUCUGAUGCAGAGGACUGUGCAACCCCAGCUCCUUCAGAACCCACCCCAACAAAGCCUGUCAGUGUAUUCACCCCAGAAGGACCUGCUAUCCCAGCUGCUGCAGUGCCUCCUUUGGAGGAGGUUUUUACCACUGGUGAACCCUUCCAGGGAAGUACUGCCCAAACUGAUUCAGUGCCUUUCUCAGAAGAAGGAACCUCUUUUCAUGAGGAGGCUUCCCUCACUGAAAUGAGGAUCAAGGAAGACCUUGAUUCUUCAGCAUUUGGAAUAAAAGAAGUGACUGGCACAGCUCUACAUGAGAAAGUUCCUUUGGCUGCAACUGAUGGAUUAAAUUCAAAUGAGGUAAUUGUUCAUUUUGCUGCCAGAAAGGAUCUAAAGAGUAAAGUGAGAUUUACAAGAACUCUAACUUGGUGUUAA